Molecule: messenger RNA, 2533 nt
Organism: Capsella rubella
Lineage: Eukaryota; Viridiplantae; Streptophyta; Magnoliopsida; Brassicales; Brassicaceae
Product: TBC1 domain family member 5 homolog B
Exons: 5
Coding region: 187-2397 (736 amino acids)
Biological process (GO): activation of GTPase activity
Molecular function (GO): GTPase activator activity
Source: RefSeq, a predicted model, not a curated record
AAAACAAAAGAAACAUACAAAAAGAAUACGUUUUGAUUCCAUUUUUCGUCUAAAGCAUAACUUUUGUUCCCUCAUAAACAAAACCAAAAAUAAAAACACAAUUUUCAUUUAUUUUGAUCGAAACAGUAAUGAAUCUAUUUGGCACGAAAUCGAAGAUUUGAUGAAGAAAAAGCAUUUGUGUCAAAAAUGGCGAUUCAUGAAGAGAUCCAGUUUUUAAGAACACAAGACCCUCCUUGCACUUCUGGCGCAUCGCCGUCUCAAGAUCACCGGUUCGAGAAGCUUCGCGGUGUCCGAUGGCGAAUUAACCUCGGAAUUCUCCCGUCUUCUCCUUCCUCCACCAUUGAUGAGCUUCGCAGAGUAACCGCUGAUUCCAGAAGAAGUUAUGCUGCUUUGAGAAGACGACUCUUAAUUGAUCCACAUUUACCCAAGAAAGGAACCAAUUCUUCAGAUCUAACUAUUGAUAAUCCCUUAUCACAAAAUCCUGAUAGUACUUGGGGAAGAUUCUUUCGUAAUGCAGAGCUCGAGAAAACGCUUGAUCAAGAUCUCUCUCGGUUGUAUCCAGAGCAUGGAAGUUACUUUCAGUCCUCUGGAUGUCAAGGGAUGCUUAGAAGGGUUCUUCUCUUGUGGUGUUUGAAACAUCCGGAGAUUGGUUAUAGACAAGGGAUGCAUGAAUUAUUGGCUCCUUUGCUUUAUGUUCUUCAAGUGGAUGUGCAAUAUCUUACCGAAGUGAGAUCAAACUAUGAAGAUCAGUUCAUUGAUUUGUUUGACGAAUUGGCCUUUCAAGAACGCGAUUCUGGAGCAUAUGACUUCGAUAUAAAAAAGGUUUUGGAUGGUUCCAUGGAAGACGAAGAAGAUGGGCCAUCAUUUGGAAGCACCAAUAAGAAGAAAAAACCCAAGAGUUUUGAUGAGCUUGACACCGAGACGCAGACCGCUGUGCUGUUGAGUGAUGCAUAUGGAGCGGAAGGCGAAUUGGGAAUCGUUCUAUCUGAGAAGUUCAUGGAACAUGAUGCUUACACAAUGUUCGACGCUCUGAUGUAUGGUGGAUCAUCCCUUGGUUCAGUUUCUGUUGCGAAUUUCUUUGUUUAUUCCGCUCCAAACGACUCUGUCACUGGACUGCCUCCUGUGAUCGAAGCUUCUGGGGCGUUGUAUCAUUUACUGUCUCUGGUCGAUGCUUCUCUUCACAGCCACCUCGUUGAGCUUGGCGUUGAACCACAGUACUUUGCUCUCCGAUGGUUACGGGUUUUGUUUGGGAGAGAGUUUCCGCUGUAUAAUCUAUUGAUUGUGUGGGAUGAGAUAUUUUCUGCUGACAAUUCUGAGGUGGAGAGAAGCGUUGAGGCUGAUUUAGGGUUUGAAUUCAGGAUCCUUAGCUCUCCCAGAGGAGCUCUGGUUGCUGGAAUGGCCGUUUCGAUGAUACUUUAUCUUAGAUCAUCGCUGCUGGCAACCGAAAACGCAACAUCUUCACUCAAGAGGUUACUGAAUUUUCCAGAGGACAUUGAUCUGGGCAAAGUUAUCGAAAAGGCCAAGACAUUGCAGAGUCUUGCUUUGGAAAUCAAUGCUCGUCGUGAUUUAGUUCUGAAAGGGUCGAGAAAACCGAUGAGAGGUCACAGCUUAUCGGUUGAUUCGAUCUCACUUAGCUCUUCUCCUGUUGGAAUAGUACCCGAGAGCUACUGGGAAGAGAAGUGGAGAGUUUUGAACAGCGCAGAAGAAGAAGAACGGAAAAAAAAAGCGUUGCAGAGACCAAAAGCAGGGAAGAAGAGUUGGUCAGAAAGAGUAAAGCUAAGGCUUUCAAGGACAGAAUCUGAUCCUUCACCUGCUGAAGCAAAUAAAAGUGCAAACAAGCCGCCUAUUAGACGAAGUUUACUCGAUGAUUUAUCCCGACAACUCGGUGAAAAAGAGAUUGACUCUCCUGAAUUACCAAACCUGGAAACUGAUAUCGAACGCUCAUCUACAGUAUCUGAUUCACCCAGCUUGGAUUAUGAGGAUAACAAUUAUGAUAAAGGAAAAAGUGAGAACCAGAUGGAUUUGCCUCUUUCCGUUCCUGAGAACGAGUCAGAGACGACAUCAGGGAUGAAUAUUUUUAGAGAGAGAAAUAUAUUUUCAGGUAAAUUCCAGAGGCUAUGGAGAUUAGGUAGAAACUUGUCUGGUGAGGAGACCUCGGAGACCAAAGAUGCUAAACCGAUAGAUUCUGAACAUGGAAAGACAGAUUCAGAUUCAACUGCAGGUAACGGAGAUGCAUUAAAGAACACAGGACGGUCCAUGCUUGAACAUAUUAAGGUAAUAGAGUCAGUGUUGGAGCUAAACUCACCGGAGAAUAUGACUGAGAACGGAAGACUAACAGUUGAAGAAGCUCUUAGAGAACUUCGUAGACUUGGAAACAUGUUGUUGUCGGAAAUGUAAAGUUCAUUUUUUCAGAAUCAGCUUACAUCAGUGUAUUGUGAAGAUUCAUUUGUAUCUACGUGUGUAUGUGAGUGUGAGAUAGAGUGUGUAACUGUUAUGUAUAUAUCAGAAAUUUUGAUGAGGGUUUUGUUUUACU